UUCAAUCGUACUCAUAAAUAACACAACCCAUCACCACAUCAAAUGUCACAUAACUAAGAGAGAGUGAGAGCAAUAGCAGAUGGCUAGUCCACACAUUGCACUGCUGAAACUCACCUCCAUCUUCAUUGUCAUUGCCUCAGCACCUGAGCUGUGUGGAAGCAGUAAGACUUUCACUCUAGUAAAUUACUGCAAGGAGACAAUAUGGCCCGGAAUAACGCGCAGUGACAACCACAGUGGCGAUGGCUUCGCAUUGAAAUCUGGGCAAUCAACUGUAUAUACUGCUCCUGAUGGAUGGAGUGGGAGGAUAUGGGCUAGAACAGGCUGCAACUUUGACAACAAUGGCAAUGGAAAGUGCCAAACUGGUGGCUGUGGCACCAGCAUAAACUGUACUGUCCCUGGAAGCCCUCCAGCAACAAGUGCUGACUUCACUCUUGGUGAACCUGAUUUCUAUGAUGUUAGCCUUGUGGAUGGUUUCAACUUGCCUAUAGUAGUGAAAGCUAUUAAUGGCACAGGGAACUGCAGCACUGUUGGCUGUGAUGGAGAUUUGAGGCAGAACUGCCCUUCAGAGCUUGCUUCUAAGGACAACGACAAAGUUAUUGCUUGCCGGAGCGCGUGUGACGUCUUCAAUACUGAUGAGUAUUGCUGCAGAGGAACUUAUGGAAACCCUGCAACAUGUUUGGCUUCAAACUACUCCAAAAUUUUCAAACAAGUGUGCCCUGCAGCAUAUAGUUUUGCACUUGAUGACCCAACAAGUCUAAUAACUUGUUCAAAAGCAAACUUUGUUGUGAUAUUCUGUGGAUCAAGGAAUCAAACAGCAUGUUCCUAUCAAGACAAGCAGGUUGUAUGUAAUCGACCAAAUAAAGCUUAUAAAGCCAUACCGCAGAGCUGGUGGGUUCUGAUGCUCCCAUUGACAUACGUGUUCAAUUUAAGGAUCACACCUUAGCCAAUUAUGCAAUUGAAGAACUUCUCUGUGUUAUAUUUUUUUUGUUUGUUGAAAUUCUCUUUGUUACAAUCUUUAAUUCAUUUUAACAACAUUGAUUUUCUUUGAGCUAAACACAGAGAAGAUGCUUCUCAAUGUAUUUUCUUUUACCUAAACACAUUGAGAUGAGGAUGUCCUCAAGCAUUAACGCAUGAUGUAAAGAAUUUUCUGCCUUGGAAGUUCAAAUUUUUUAUCUAUAUUAUUUUUUUCAA
Molecule: messenger RNA, 1191 nt
Organism: Glycine soja
Lineage: Eukaryota; Viridiplantae; Streptophyta; Magnoliopsida; Fabales; Fabaceae
Product: thaumatin-like protein
Exons: 3
Coding region: 80-943 (287 amino acids)
Biological process (GO): defense response
Cellular component (GO): extracellular region
Source: RefSeq, a predicted model, not a curated record